This is a messenger RNA of Aspergillus ruber CBS 135680, 1521 nucleotides long. RefSeq names its product ribokinase. NCBI's taxonomy places the organism in Eukaryota, Fungi, Ascomycota, Eurotiomycetes, Eurotiales, Aspergillaceae. The transcript has a single exon. Gene Ontology annotation, biological process: D-ribose metabolic process. The record is from RefSeq and is a predicted model, not a curated record. Gene Ontology annotation, molecular function: ribokinase activity. Bases 137 to 1285 code for a protein of 382 amino acids.
ACCAUCUCAGCCAGCUUUCGAAUUGCACUACUCUUUCCCCUGUAUAUACCUAUAACUUUCUCACCUCCGCUGAACUGGCACACACAUACUAUACUACGAUCGCACCGCUACCGCUACCGCUACCGCUACCGCAACAAUGCCUCCUCUAAUCCGCGUCAUCGGCUCCCUCAACGUCGACAUGGUCUCAGUAACCCCGCGAUUCCCCUCCCCCGGCGAAACGAUAACAACAUCAUCCUACUUCAUGUCCGCCGGCGGCAAAGGCGCAAACCAAGCCGUCGCCUGCGGUCGCACCUCCCGCCCAAAAUCCACCUCCCCCAACACCCCCUCCGCCCCCAGCACGCCGAUUGAUGUCGAAAUGGUAGGCGCAGUCGGAGCAUUGGACGGCCACUUUGACUCCCUCCUCAAACCUACUCUUGAAAAUUCGGGGGUUGAUACGUCGCGGGUGCGGAUUAUUCCUGAUGCGUAUACGGGUGUGGCGAUGAUUAUCGUGGAUGAAUCGGCUGGGGGUGAGAAUCGGAUUUGUUUCUCUCCCGGGGCGAAUUAUAAGGGCAUGCAGCCUGUUCCCGAGGUAUUGGGGCUGGGUCUUGCUGCUCCAGUGCCGGAUGUUAUAGUGCUGCAGGGUGAGAUUCCGAAGGAGUCGUUGGUCGGGACAUUGCGUGAGAUUGGCGCGUUUAAGCAGAGAAAUCGUGAAGAGGGGAAGAAAGGGAUCGAAAUUGGACCGGAAGUUGUGUUUAACCCUGCGCCCGCGCCGCCGGGGGGGUUGCGGCCGGAAGACGGGAUGGCUUCUGUGGAUCACCUUAUCAUGAACGAGACGGAGGCGGAACUGAUGAGCCCAUCGGAGGAGGAACUGGGACGGCAUGCCUGCGUCGGUGAAAAUAGGAAAAAGAAUAUUGCGGGCUAUUUCCAGGCAUAUGGUACGACGUACGUUAUCAUCACGCUUGGUUCGAAGGGCUCCUGGUACAGCGCCUGCCAGCCCGGCAGUGGCGGUCCCAUAAACGGGGUUGACAGAUUCAUGGGCGAGAUUCCGGUGGAUAAGGUGUCGAAGGUGCUCGAUACGACAGCCGCGGGGGAUACGUUUGUGGGUGCAUAUGCAGUGGAGAUUGCGCGGUGGCGUGAGGCGAGGAGAACUUCUGGGAAGGCCGGGGUGGAUCUCACGGAAGAGGAGCUGAAGGAACGGUACGAGACUGUGACGGAACGGGCGAUGAGAUUGGCGACAAAAGCAGCGGCGCGGUGCGUUGAGAGACAGGGGGCGAUGGAUAGCAUUCCUUGGGAGAAUGAGCUUUGAAAGGCGUGCACGAUGUACCAUACUCUGUACUUUACGUUAGAUAUAGAUAUCCAUAAAGCACAGUCAAUAUGUGGCAAAGCGAGGUGUCUCGCGAAGAAUGGAAUGUCCAUGUGUAACCGGGCAUCUAUGUUGCGGAUCUGUCACUCACAUUUCUCGCGUUUGAUAAUGGACCAUACUGCUACAGAAUAUUGCGCAUGUAUUCGAAACAAUUCCAUUUGUAUAGUCCUCUAGAUGAC